AUAAAAAUAAAAAAUCUAUCAUAUUCAAAAUGACACUGUUAAAAUUAAAAGCUGCUCGAAUCGUAGUACUUGAAGACUAUGAAAAUACAAACCAUUUACCUUUAAUCCAAGAGUUAAUACCUCAAGAUAAAACUGUAUUGCAUAUGUUUUGUUAUGAGCAGCCUAUAUCUCUUUGGAAAAAUGUGUUUAAACAUAAUUCACGCGUAAUUUAUCAUCAAGAACUAAAUGUGAAUGAUCUAGACAAGUAUACAAGUGAAACCUGUUCAAUUUUAAUCGAUUCAGUGAACCAAAUAUCACUUAGCAAUGGAUGGACUAAUUAUUUAAAAGUGAUUAAACAUCUGAAAGCUAGUUCUAAUGUUAUUAAACUUAUAUUCAUAUUGCAUGUAGACUGCCUAUCUUCUGUCUCUAAACUAAGAAUAAAUUUAAAUCACAUAGCGAAUGCAGUUAUCACUUAUAAUUCCACAACUUCAUGUCAAGUGCACAUUUUAAUGAAAAAGAGUGGUAAAGUUGUGAAAUGUGAUGAAAUGUUAACAUAUGAUACUAAAACUAGCACUCUAAAACUCAUGCCAAUUGUUAAAGAUAAAGGUGAUGAAAGUGAACCGGUUAAACCUGAACCAGAAAAAUUAACAACAUUUAAAAUUGAAGUUGAUCAGACAGACAAACUUGAGAAAUAUAAACUUAAACUCCCAUAUAUGAGCAAGAUAAAUCAGGGAGAAAGUAAGAUCUACUAUGAGCCAGACGCUGUGGAUGACUGGGAUGAAGAAGACCCUGACGAAGAUCUAGACCUAUAGUUAAAUAAACAUAUUUUUGUUUCUUG
This is a messenger RNA of Chilo suppressalis (striped riceborer), 817 nucleotides long. NCBI's taxonomy places the organism in Eukaryota, Metazoa, Arthropoda, Insecta, Lepidoptera, Crambidae. The record is from the annotation of a GenBank genome assembly.